AUGUCGGCAUCCGAGAGGCUCGCCCUCAUCAACGAGAACCUGGCUGAGAUCCUGAACCCCGAAAUCAUCGAGAAGAUCCUGGAGGAGGGGCGCAACCCCAAGGUCUACUGGGGAACCGCUACGACCGGUCGUCCUCACUGCGGCUACUUCGUGCCAGCCAUCAAGAUCGCACAGCUCCUUGCUGCCGGCUGCGACGUCACGAUCCUCCUCGCCGACAUCCACGGCUUCCUCGACAACCUCAAGGCGCCCCUCGAACUCGUUGCGCACCGAGCCGAGUACUACAGACUGAUCAUCAAGGCCAUUCUCGAGGCUGUCGGCGUAUCGACCGAGAAGCUGCGCUUCGUGCUGGGUAGUGACUACCAGAAGAGCCCCGAGUAUGUCAUGGACGUGUACAAGAUGUCGUCCUUGAUUUCAGAGCACGACGCCAAGCGCGCAGGUGCCGAGAUCGUCAAGCAGACCGACAACGCGCCGCUCAGUGGCCUGCUCUACCCGAUAUUGCAGGUCCUCGACGAGCAGUACCUGGACGUAGACGCCCAGUUCGGAGGACUUGACCAGCGCAAGCUGUUUAUCGCUGCUAAGGACUGGUUGCCAAAGCUAGGCUACAGAGAGCGUGCUCACAUACUGAACCCCAUGGUUCCUGGCCUUCAUGGAGGCAAGAUGAGCUCUAGUGACCAAGACAGCAAGAUUGAUCUCCUGGACCCUCCCGAGGUCGUCACGAAAAAGAUCAAGAAGGCUGUGUCCGCCCCGACGGUUGUCGAGGAGAACGGCGUCCUUGCCUUUGUGGAGUUCGUUCUGCUCCCCGCCUCGGCGCUGCGAGGCAAGCGAGAAUUCGUCGUUGAUCGCGAGCGAGACGGCCUCGAGCCCCUGGUCUACACGGAUAUCGCACAGAUGCAAGACGACUACAGGAACGACAAGCUGACGCCGCAAUUGCUGAAACCAGCUGUUGCAAAGGCGCUUAACCAGCUCCUGGCGCCCAUUCAGGAGACGUUCCAAGCCUCCAAGGAGUGGCAGGCUAUCAACCUCAAGGCUUACCCGCCGCCGCCCAAGAAGGAGAAGAAGGUCAAGGAUAAGGGGUCGCGCCACCCUGGCAAGCAAAAUCAGCAACAGCUGCCGAUCCGCGAUGGCCAGUGA
Purpureocillium lilacinum is the source of this 1131-nucleotide messenger RNA. RefSeq lists its product as uncharacterized. NCBI's taxonomy places the organism in Eukaryota, Fungi, Ascomycota, Sordariomycetes, Hypocreales, Ophiocordycipitaceae. Gene Ontology annotation, molecular function: tyrosine-tRNA ligase activity; ATP binding. Gene Ontology annotation, biological process: tyrosyl-tRNA aminoacylation. Gene Ontology annotation, cellular component: cytoplasm. The record is from RefSeq and is a predicted model, not a curated record.